AUCUUGAGCUGUCUUUUUUCUCGAUCAUAGAGGUGAGACGGUCUAUUGAGACGUGGCCAUAUGAACAGCUGCCCUGCUCCUCUUUCUCUCUGGUCCACCUUCUCAUAUUUCUGUCAACCUGCACCGGUUGGCUCAGCGAUAACCAGUGUGAAGAGGAGUUGUUGACAUGUCAACGACGCCCAUUCUGCCCAUUUCGCAGUGUACGGCUCCAAUACAUGAAUCAGAGGCAUUGCAAAAUCAUUGAGCAGUACCACACAGGAUCGAGACAUUCGGAUUGCCUCCAAAAGCAAGUUUUGAUACAUCUCUCGAGCUUAAGCAUGCCCCGGCUUCCGACAGGUUCAUCGGACCCAGUCUCCUUCACCUGUACCUGUCCGGCCUCCAACGAUGGCCUCGUUCUCCUCUUCUACCGCUAUUUCGCAGCCUCCCCACCACUACCCUCUCAACAUGAUUCCUCAGCAGCUGAGCCCUCAAUUCUGGCCGCCUUCCACACAAAUCUGACGCAGAAAUUUAACCUCGGAGGCAAGAUCCGCGUCGCGAAGGAAGGAUUCAACAUCACAGUUGCAGGCACCAAAGCUGAAAUCGAAGCCUAUAUCCAGGAAUGUAUUUCCCAUUGGUCGUUUUCUGGUCUUGAUUUGGACACGGAAGCUAAGAAGAAUGGUUUUUUCAAACCUACUCCGGGAGGAUGUGCAUGUGUGUUUGGAGGUCCUCGGGCCAGUGUCCGUGUAACUUCUGAGAUUACACCGAUGGGAGUAAUGAACUAUAGCCCUAAAAGUUGGGAUCAAAUUGAAGUUCUGUCCCCAGAGGAGUUCCAUGACAAAUGCUUGAAGGAUGAUGGGACAGUAUUGAUGGAUGUGAGGAAUCACUAUGAGUCAAGAAUUGGAUAUUUUGUGCAUCCAAAGACAGGAGAACCUGCUGUGAGACCUGGGAUUAGGAGAUUUUCGCAAUGGCCGCAAUAUGUGAAGAGGCAUAUGGCUGGAAAGGACGACAGCGAGCGGACUGAGGGCAGACAAUUUAUGACGUAUUGCACUGGAGGGAUUAGGUGUGAGAAAGGUGCGAGAUUCUUGCAGGAGAACAUGGAGAAGCGGGAGGGAGAUACAGUGUGCACUCUGAAAGGUGGUAUUGCUGCUUAUCUAGCUUGGAUUGACGAGGAGAUCAAGCUGGGCAGCAAGAAGCCCGAACACUCUUUAUUUCGAGGAAAGAAUUAUGUCUUCGACGCCAGGGGUUCAAUGGGACUUAGUGAAGAAGCUGGAGACCCCGUAUCAAAAUGCCACCUGUGUGACAAACCUUCAGACAGGUUGAGCAAAUGCCGAUCUAAGGGCUGUCACCUUGUUCUUGUGGUCUGCGAGCAUUGCGAAGAAGCAGAUCCGAGGUGCUGCCAGAGCUGUCGGGAUUUUGAUGAUAUCUGUGCUUCUGAAGAGAAAGGGGAAGCGCGGCCAAGGCCGAUCUGUUCUUGCGAGAAGGAAAGGGAAGAGCGGCUCUGGGGACCACGGCCCGUCAAAGAAUCGAGGCAUCCUGCUGCGAAUUCGAGAAUCACUCGAGCGAAGGCCAACGAUAUCAACAUUCAAGUCAAAAUUAUCGAAUGAAUCUCAUCCGCACACCUACCGGCGUCACGGGAACUCGGGCCUUUCCCCAUCAUUUCCAGGAAACAUAUCCCUGCCAAGCCUAUCCGAUAUGCAACAAACCAUUCAUGUUCCCGUUGUGAACCAUGGGUUUUGAAAAGGUGUGUUUAUUCUCCCAAGGUAUCAGAUCAAGCUACCAACUUAGUCGGUGGCGCUUGUACACGCCAGUGAUGCGCGACAGAAAGGUGUGAGCGGGAGGAAGUUUGGGCCCGAUAAAGGCGGAUGAAUAUGCUCAACUGCAUCGACACUUAACAACUAGCGAAUGCUGCAUGGAUAUCACAGCUUCCCUCGAUCAUUCGCGAAUGAAAAAUAAUGCUAGUUGUAGUCAAUCCUUUGCGUCUCCAUUCAUACCGUA
Messenger RNA from Hyaloscypha bicolor E, 1974 nucleotides. RefSeq lists its product as uncharacterized. The coding region runs from base 216 to 1583 and encodes 455 amino acids. NCBI's taxonomy places the organism in Eukaryota, Fungi, Ascomycota, Leotiomycetes, Helotiales, Hyaloscyphaceae. The record is from RefSeq and is a predicted model, not a curated record. The transcript has a single exon.